UCAGCUGUCUGAAGUGCGGGGCAUGAAGGCAGCCGUAAAACAUUCGGGCUGAGGGGCACUUGUGGCCGGCGUGGGCGCUUUCCUCGGAGGCAUGUUGGGAGGCCCCCUUAGCAUUGCGGUCGGUAGUACUGUUGGUAGUUUGGCCGGAGCCAGCAUGUCCACUGGACAGUUUAAACUGGUCCCACAGAUUCUCUUGGAAUUACCUCCUAUGGAGCAGCAGCGGCUAUAUGAUGACACCUAUGCUAUUCUUAGGAAUUUAGACUGGACCGACCUGGCCCAGAUCACAGCCCUGGUCACGUCGAGUGCAAGCCUUCAAGCUGAGCUCCAAGGUGUGGUCGCAACCUUCCUCACCAAUGAUUUCCAUGCCGAAAUUCAGUAUGCAGCGUAGUAAGAGGAAUGCAGGGCUCUGCACACACUGAAGUGAAUCCCACCAGGAACAUCUGGGAGCAGGAGCAAGUUCCAGAUGUUUUGCCUUCCUUUCCAUUCUGCAAAUUUGGUUCCCCCCAUCCUGCCCCUGUGAUGACUUCUGAUUUAGAAAUAAAAGGAGAGUUCAGAGUCACAAAGAACCUUUUAAAUGCAGAGAGAAGCACACUAGUAAUCUGCGUUUUAAUAAUAUGUACACCUCCCGCCCUGCUCCCGAUGCCACUCGAACUCGGAUAAACCAGCUUUUCUCAA
Molecule: messenger RNA, 675 nt
Organism: Varanus komodoensis (Komodo dragon)
Lineage: Eukaryota; Metazoa; Chordata; Lepidosauria; Squamata; Varanidae
Product: protein C19orf12-like
Exons: 2
Coding region: 92-388 (98 amino acids)
Source: RefSeq, a predicted model, not a curated record